UUCUUGAACAUGUCUCACAAUAAUAUYCGAGGGAUGUUGAUAGGAGAUCUUAUCCUUGCACCAGARGCUGUAGUAGAUCUAAGUGACAACCAAUUUGAAGGCUCGUUGCCUGGAAAAUUCAACGAAGCUGACAUUCUUCUUCUUGAUGUUUCAAACAAUAAUCUUUCAGGAUCUCUCGAGCAAUUCUUGUGUCCUAGUUUGGAGAGCGAAAGACAGUUGCAAGUUCUUGAUUUAGCCAAUAACAACCUGUCAGGUGUUAUCCCAGAUUGUUGGACGAAUUGGCAAGCUUUAUCGGUUGUAAACUUUGAGAACAAUAAUCUUUCUGGAGAACUUCCACAAUCUGUGGGGAGCUUAUCUUCCCUCCAAUCAUUCAACAUCCGCAAUAACAAGCUCUCUGGGAAAUUACCUGCAUCUCUUUUGAAUUUGAAAAGCUUACAAAUUAUUGAGCUUGCUGAGAAUGAUUUCACCGGAAGCAUACCAUUGUUGAUAGAUGGAGAAGAAACAAAGUUGAAACUAGUCAGCCUCAGGUCAAACAAGCUGGAAGGUGAAAUCCCWGAUGAACUUUGUCGUCUCACUUCUAUCCAGAUCUUGGAUCUUGCUCACAACAAUCUUUCGGGAACCCUACCAACAUGUUUCUACAACUUCAGCAUCAUGUCUGGAAGGCAAAAGUCGAGUGCAAUUGUGCUAUAUGAUUUGCCAUUUCAGGUGCAAGUUCUUGGCAGUGCAUCAUUGGUGACUAAAGGAAGAGAGUUUGACUAUAGCACCAUUCUGUAUUUGGUUACAACGUUGGAUCUUUCAGGUAACAAAUUCUCCGGGCCCAUUCCCAUGGAACUUAUGGGACUCUUAGGCUUGCGGUGGUUGAAUUUGUCAGGGAAUCAUUUAACGGGAAGAAUUCCGGAGGCGAUUGGUGAAAUGAUAUUACUUGAAUCUCUUGAUUUGUCUCUGAACCAGCUUGAUGGGAGGAUUCCUUCAAGCAUGUCGAGGUUGACAACCUUAAAUUGGUUAGACUUGUCUAGCAACAAAUUAACAGGAGAAAUCCCAACAAGUACUCAGCUUCAGAGCUUCAAUGAGUCCAGUUUCAUGGCAAACACACUCUGUGGGCCUCCACUUGCAGAGAUAUGCAACAAGAAAAGGGUCUCACCUGGGGAUUCAGAUGGUGUGAAUGAUGACGAAGAUGAAUCAGAUGGAGUUAAGUGGGGAUUCAUCAUCAGCAUUGUGGUUGGAUUUAUAAUCGGGUUCUGGGGUGUGGUUGGUCCUCUGAUUGCCAGCAAAGCAUGGAGAAGUGCUUACUUCUAUUUUCUCUACGAAGUGUGGUUUAAGAUUCGUAUCGCUUGUCGUAAUUAGUGUUUCUUUAACAUGCUUAUCAAUUGAGCAAGAAUGAGCUUAAAUAAGUGGAUUUGUAACCAUGAUAACAGAACAAGAUUUGCAGCU
This is a messenger RNA of Cynara cardunculus var. scolymus (artichoke), 1431 nucleotides long. Its product is annotated as receptor-like protein EIX2. Lineage: Eukaryota; Viridiplantae; Streptophyta; Magnoliopsida; Asterales; Asteraceae. The record is from RefSeq and is a predicted model, not a curated record. The transcript has a single exon. Gene Ontology annotation, molecular function: protein binding. Bases 10 to 1344 code for a protein of 444 amino acids.